Molecule: messenger RNA, 1964 nt
Organism: Cyprinodon tularosa
Lineage: Eukaryota; Metazoa; Chordata; Actinopteri; Cyprinodontiformes; Cyprinodontidae
Gene: slc52a2
Product: solute carrier family 52 member 2
Exons: 4
Coding region: 114-1424 (436 amino acids)
Biological process (GO): riboflavin transport
Cellular component (GO): plasma membrane
Molecular function (GO): riboflavin transmembrane transporter activity
Source: RefSeq, a predicted model, not a curated record
UGAAGGGGCGGGAACUUUUCAUAACAGGCGUCCAUUGCAGACCAGCAGCGGCGGCGGUGUGUUGAAGAGGCCGCCGGUUCAUCCGUAGAUCCGGGGCUUUUCUGAGCGGAACCAUGGCGGGCAGCUGGUGGGACGGUGCCGCGGUGACCCACGGACUGAUGGCCAUGUUCGCGAUGGGCUCCUGGGUUUCCGUCAACAGUCUGUGGGUGGAGCUGCCGGUGGUUGUGAGGGAGCUUCCCGAAGGCUGGAACCUGCCUGCGUACCUGUCGGUGCUCAUCGCCUUCGGGAACCUGGGUCCGAUCGCAGUGACGGUGACGCACCACUGCGCCCCGGGUCGCCUUAACGAGCGCCUCGCCAUUCACUGCAUCCAGGCGCUGGCGGUGGCGGCGUCCGUGUUCUUGGCCAUUUUCUGGUCCCACACCGUGACGAUAGCGGGAGUGGAGAGGUCCCUCCCCUUCCUCAUCCUCACCUUCGUCCUGGCGUUGGUCUGCUGCACUUCUACCGUCACCUUCCUGCCCUUCAUGUUCCGCUACCCUCCUCAGUACAUCCGGACGUUCUUCAUCGGGCAGGGCUUCAGCGCCUUGUUCCCCUGCAUCAUGGCGCUGGGGCAGGGGGUCAGCAAGCUGGAGUGCAAAACCGAGAACGGCACCGUGAAGCCGGAGUAUUUGGAGGAGAACUUCCCGGCCCAGAACUUUUUCUGGUUCCUGUUUGUGAUGCUGACCAUCUCGGCGUUGAGCUUCGCGGCUUUAACGCGGAGACAGACUGAACCCCUGCAGGAGGCGGCGCCCAAAGAGUCCGGCGGCACAGACGCCGCAAAGGACGGAGAGGAGACGCACCGGCUGUACAACGGAGGAACGCCUGUGUCUGAAGAGCAGGUCCGAGUCGAGGAGGCGCCGACUUUUUGGACGUCGAGUAACAUUUAUCUGCUGGUGCUGCUCGCCGUCUCCAACGCCCUGACCAACGGAGUCCUCCCGUCCGUCCAGAGCUUCACCUGUCUGCCCUACAACAACAUGACCUUCCACCUCUCUGUGGUCCUGGGCAACAUCGCCAACCCUCUGGCUUGUUUCCUCGCCAUGUUCUUCGUGCUCAGGUCGUCUGUAGGUUUGGGUUUCCUGUCUCUGGCUGCAGGCGUGUUUGCUGCGUAUCUGUUGGCGCUGGCGGCGCUCAGCCCCUGUCCGCCGCUGCAGGACAGCCUCGUUGGAAAGGCGUUGGUGGUCAUCUCCUGGAUCGUCUUCACCGGCCUCUUCUCCUACCUGAAGGUGGUGAUCGGCACUCUGCUCCAUGAGACGGGUCACGCCGCGCUGCUGUGGUGUGGCAUCUCCAUCCAGGCGGGCUCCCUGGUGGGAGCGCUCACCAUGUUCCCCCUGGUGAACGUCUACCAGGUGUUCCAGAGGGCCCAGGACUGCGUGGCUCCGGUCUGUUAGCAGCGGGCCCCCCCCCCGGCUCCCGAGCCGUGAACAUGAACAUUCCUGGGUCACCGGGACCGUUUGUGCCUGGAACAUCAUCCCGGAGCCUCUUCAGCUCCUGAGGAUUCAAAGGUUUACAUGGAAGCUCCUCACCAUCAUUACCUCCAACCAUGGUGAGGAUCCACAACAUUCCCUGAUGUCAUCGCUUUCCUUCAGUUUUAUAUUUUUAGGGAUUUUUUGGGGGGCGGUGUUAAAAGGAAUCCGCUGGUCAGACUGGGACAUCUGAGCCUCGCUUCCUCAUUCAGCUGCUCUGGGAUCUGCUGAAGCAGCAGACGUCACAUGAUUGUUCAGCAGAACUGACUCUAGAGCGCCAAAUAAAACAGGAAGUCACUCCAAGCUGAGAACGGAGAGCUGAUCGGGCGACGCUGCACCCCUCCGCCAUCCGUAGGGGAACAUCAGACCAUCCUGUGGUGGAUUUUGGUUUAUUGAUGUUUCUCUGCUGAGUUUCUUAAAAUGUUUUUAAAGUGUGCUGAUGAAUAAAAACCCAGUUAAGUCGGA